Lingula anatina is the source of this 6268-nucleotide messenger RNA. Its product is annotated as voltage-gated delayed rectifier potassium channel KCNH8. Gene Ontology annotation, biological process: potassium ion transmembrane transport; regulation of membrane potential. Gene Ontology annotation, molecular function: voltage-gated potassium channel activity. Lineage: Eukaryota; Metazoa; Brachiopoda; Lingulata; Lingulida; Lingulidae. The record is from RefSeq and is a predicted model, not a curated record. Gene Ontology annotation, cellular component: plasma membrane.
CUUGUGUCAGUCAGCGCAGCACCCGAGAGAAGUCUGUAUUUAUAUUAAAUUAAACGCGGCAAAUGGUAUUUGAUGAAUACUUCGAGGAACGAGUUGGAUAGAGGAUAAUGAUAGCUUCGGCAAAAUCGACGGAUAUCUAUCUUAUUACGGAUUUGGCGUUGAAAUAUCGCGAAGAAUUUCUGGUUGACGCUUUUUGCGGAGUUAUUACUUCACUAACAGCACAAAGGACUGACUGCUGCUAGUGCUUCAGCUCUUACAUGGGUUAAAAUAGAAACCGCGCGAUCGGAGGGAAUUUAAAGCAGAGACCUCUUCACGGUCAUUUGAAUGGAAGUGUAGGAAAUACUUUACAGCGGAAUUUGGAUUUAACAUGUAGGCUGAGAUGCCGGGAAGGAAGGGACUUCUCGCGCCCCAAAAUACAUUUUUGGAUACAAUCGCUAGGCGUUUUGAUGGAACUCAUAGUAACUUUGUCUUGGGAAAUGCUCAGGCCAUCAACUAUCCAAUUGUCUACUGUUCAGAUGGAUUCUGCGAACUUACUUGCUUCUCCCGGGCACAGGUCAUGUCAAAAAGUUGUGCCUGUAAGUUUUUGUACGGCCCAGAGAGCAAAGAGGAGAAAAAAAUGGAAAUCGACAUGGCCUUGGAAAAUCACAAGGAACUUAAAACAGAAGUAUUGUUUUACAAGAAAAAUGGAACUCCUUUUUGGUGCUUACUGGAUAUUGUCCCUAUCAAAAAUGAAAAGGGUGAAGUGGUGCUUUUCUUAUGUUCACACAAGGACAUCACGAAAGAGAAGGUCAUAUCCAUGGACACAGAUGCAGCUGUCCAAGGGGACAGUCCCACCCAUGACCCCGAUCUACUUGAAUCUUCCAACAAUGACAUCAAAUACCAGCGGCGAAGAAGUCGGGCUGUGCUUUAUCACCUCUCAGGACAGUUCCAGAAACCAAACAAGUCCAAACUCCAGUUAAAUAAGCUCCAAAACCUUUCUGGUAAAAAAACUCUUCCUGAAUACAAAGUACAAGAAGCCCACCGACCCCGACUCAUUCUUCUCCACUACAGUAUCUUCAAGAUAGCAUGGGACUGGCUUAUUCUUCUCUGUACAUUUUACAUCGCAGUUAUUGUCCCGUUUAAUGCAUGUUUUGUGGCAACCCAAGAAGAUGGGGAGCGGAAGUCUCUUGUCGCAGAUGUGAUAGUAGAAAUGUUAUUUAUUAUAGAUAUUGUUUUAAAUUUUAGAACUACAUAUGUUAGUAGUAGUGGGCAAGUCAUAUAUGAUCCCAAGAUGAUUGCCAUCAACUAUAUCAAAGGCUGGUUUGUACUGGACCUACUAGCAGCAAUUCCCUUUGACUUACUGUACAUGUUACAAGUGGAUACGGGAACUCUGAUCCACUUGCUCAAAAUCGCACGAUUACUUAGGUUAGCUCGCCUCCUACAGAAAAUGGACCGAUACUCUCAAUACAGCACUGUUAUACUCGCCUUGCUCAUGUCUACGUAUGUGCUCAUUGCUCAUUGGUUGGCAUGCAUUUGGUAUUUAAUUGGAAAAGAGGAAAUAAAUGCAAAUGGGGCCAAUUGGACUGUAGGUUGGAUCUUUGAGCUAACAGAAAGGAUAGACCUGCCCGUGUAUAACAAGUCUGAUAUUCCUGAUGUUGCCACUUCAUAUUUGACUGCACUGUAUUUUACAACAAGCAGCCUCACCAGUGUAGGCUUUGGCAAUGUAUCAGCCAACACCAAUGCUGAAAAAAUAUUCUCUAUCUGUGCAAUGUUAGUUGGAGCUCUGAUGCAUGCUGUCGUGUUUGGUAACGUGACUGCCAUUAUACAGCGCAUGUACUCACGACGGCAAACCUACCACACAAAAACACGAGACCUCAAGGAUUUCUUCUGUACCCACCACAUUCCCAAACCCUUAAAACAGAGGAUGCAGGAGUUUUUUCAGACCACUUGGUCUAUCAACAAUGGAAUAGACCCCAUUGAGAUUUUGAAAGAUUUCCCAGAAGAGUUGCGAGGGGACAUUUCAAUGCACCUCUACAGGGAUAUCCUCAGCUUGCCUAUAUUUGAGACUGCCAGUCAGGGUUGUGUGAAGUCUGUCUCCUUGCAGAUUAAGACAAGUUUCUGUGCACCAGGGGAAUACCUUGCUCACAAGGGAGAUGCCAUCAACUAUAUCUACUACCUGUGCAGUGGUUCCAUGGAGAUUCUGAAAGAUGACAUGGUGGUGGCCAUUUUAGGCAAGGGGGACCUGUUUGGCUGUGACAUUGACUUUGAGGACAUGGUCAACAAAUCCAGCUGUGAUGUCCGCUCUCUGACCUACUGUGAUCUGCAGUGCAUAUGUAUUAAGGGACUACUGGAAGUACUGAUGCUUUACCCAGAGUUUGCUGAGAGUUUCACCAAUGAUCUGCAGCAUGACCUAACUUACAACCUCAGAGAAGGCUAUGAGAUAGCAGUUGGCAAGGGGGACCUGUUUGGCUGUGACAUUGACUUUGAGGACAUGGUCAACAAAUCCAGCUGUGAUGUCCGCUCUCUGACCUACUGUGAUCUGCAGUGCAUAUGUAUUAAGGGACUACUGGAAGUACUGAUGCUUUACCCAGAGUUUGCUGAGAGUUUCACCAAUGAUCUGCAGCAUGACCUAACUUACAACCUCAGAGAAGGCUAUGAGCCAGAAGAAAGUGAGAUGAAUGGAGUGCCCUCAUUAACACUGCCAUCUAUCACAGAAGAUGAUGAAGAUGAAGAAGAAUUGACAGAAACCCCACUCUUAACCCCAACAUCGAUGUCGCCACCUACUGCCCGUAGAGAAAACAAAACAUCUAGCAGUAAAGAUAACUUACCAGGUUUGACAGCAUCUCGGGGACAUGUUACAACAAAUAAAUUAACAAGUUUAAGAACCAGAAUAAUUGAUCCCAAAGAGGAAAGUGUGCAGCAAAGGAGACGGAGUUUUGAAAUGCGGCGAAGAAACUCAGUCGGCAAAAUCAGUCCAGGGCGUGCACCUUCUGUGGAAGGAUUGCGAUCAGUCUUUACUGCGCCACCAUCUUAUUUUGCUUCCUUUGCCAACAGAAGAGGAUCAAUGGCAGAUGAAACGGCACAAGAGAUGCAUUCAGAAUUAGAGCAAGCAAGAUGCAGCAUUGAAAGAUUGGAUAGACAGAUGAACACUGUUGCCAAUGACGUCUGCAACAUGAGUCGAGACAUAAGAAAUAUGAUGCAGCUUUUACAAACACUGCAAGGGAAUGCAUCUGCUUCUACAGAUAACUGCAGCAAUGACAGUCGGACAAAAGUACAUCCAAACCCACCAAGUGAUAAGCAAUGUCAGAAAUCUUCACCAGAAUUUAGGAAGCGAAGAAUUGGGUCAAUCCAGAAACCUUUAUUAUCUCCUGAAGAAAAAAGGAGUAUAUUGAAAGGUAGUAAAUCCAAAAGGCCACCAGUUUCUUAUGUCACUUUCUCAGAUUGUAAUGAAUCAACACCAGAGGUCAGCCCGGUUGGUGACCAAGAGGAGCCACUAUCACCAGGGGGUCUAGUGAUGCAUGCACCAGUACAUUUUUCAUCAUCAAAAACAGAUGUAAAUGAUGACACAGAAGUAGACAAAGAGAAGCAAAAUGAUAGUAGACCACACUUCGGGUUAUUAAAUCAAACAAGCAGAGAAGAAGAAUUCAAUGAACUUGAACCUCUGACAAACGGAUCUCUCAAAUCUGGAAGCGACACCAGUAUUGAUAUUGAUGUCAAUUCUCCAGUGUGCAACUGGCAGAGCACUGAUCUGUGACAGCAAUUAGAACAAAGACACAAAUUUGGUGCUCACUCUAUGGCAAACAUUGUGUUGGAGGUUUGAGCAUCAGUUUUGUUUGGCAGUAUGUCACACAGAUGUGGUCAAGAUAUUCUAGGAUUAUUUGUUGUUUAUAGUCAUUUCAAAAUUAAAUUUCGGUGUUAUAUUGUAUCUUUGAAGUUCUUUACCAGUGUCUCCUGGAGCAAGUGUUAAUGAAUCGUUCAGUAUUUUCCAUAUUUUUACGAGCAGAUUAUCUUGUAUUUAUAUAUCUAUAUUAUCUUGUUUAUUCAUGUUAAUUUGCCUAUCAUUUUAAAAAUGAUACGUACAAUUUUUAAUGGUUGUUGAGAGGGAAAUGACACUCAAGUCGCACUGUUUAUAUGCACCUUCUAAUUUGCCUUUUUAUUUAUUUUACAAGGCAUGGUAAAAUGUUUGAUGGAUAAUAUCUUUCAAAGUAAAUUGUAUCAAAAAUAAUUAUGUGUUAUUCUUUUCUCUUUAUAAUGUUUCUCAAAAUAAAAGCUGCAUGUUGUUUUAAGCAAAUUUAAAAAUAUUCAAAACUCAGUUGCAGGGUGUCUUGUGAAAGGUAAAGGUUAUGUUUGCAGACAAUCUCCAGUCCAUCGUAGUAUUAUAUACUGAUAGGUACAUAAACUGGAUGUAGGCAUUGAAAUUUAAAAGCUUUCUGUUGAGUUCAGGGUUUAUUGUUAUAUGUCGAACAUUUUUACAUAUAAACUUGUCUAUUUCUAAAAUAUUGUUUUAUUUUGUUUUAUUAUUACCUUUAUGUGUAGAUUACUGAUAUUAUGUUCAUUGAAUCUUGUAUGUGGUAAUUUUUUUUGUUUCAAUCAGGUGUGUUGUCUUGAUAUAGAGUUGACAUUAGUCCCACCUACUGUUAUGUUCCAAUACUUUUUAUCCCUACAAAUACUAUGGUUGGAGACAAAUGGAUUGAAUGAUUUAGUAGUUUGUCAUUUUCUUAAAUAUUGGCAUGUUUCAAUUCUCUGUUUACAUUUGUGGUGCUCAACAUGAUAUUUAUUAUAUUUUGCUUUGUUGUUUUCGUUGUUCUUUAUAAUUGACACUUGUAUUUUUUUCCCAACAUUUUUAGGUAAUUUUUAGUCCCAACUAUUGCCUUGAUUAAGGUAUAGAAAGAGCAAUCUCUUGAAUGAGAUAAUAAGCACAAAAUAUACUACACUUUAAAGAUAUCAUUAUAUUAAUGGUCACAACAGUUUAAUAAUCUUCACUUUUACAAUCUGUGUUAAAGAAUGUUUGUACAAAAUGAACAUACCAGAACAACCAAGUAUUGCAUUUAGUAUCUAACUGGCCCAAGUAAUUUACAGAUGUAUUCAAAAGAGCAAAUGGUUCCUGUUGCAAUGUGGUCUGUACAUUUACCAGCAUUACUGUCUAGUGGCUUUAUGUUUAAUACAUUAUAUUCAGAUCUGUAAAUACCAAUGCACCAAGUUUGCAUUAUAAGUCUUGAUUCUAGUAUGAACACAAAUGGCCAUGAUAAUAAAAACCCUUCAGAAUGUUUAUUUACUUCACAACUGUAUUAACUUAUUGAGUAAUGUAAAUAAUGUAAAUGAAGACCAGAAUCUGGUGAUAUUAACGGAUAAUAAAAAACUUAUCCUCGAAUAAAAUGGCAAAGAGUUAUGUAUUUGCUCUCUGCAAGAAAGCUCAAAUACCUUAUUAAUCAAUGAAAAUAUAGAAAUACAUUGAUAACUUAGAAUACAAUGUUAUGGGUUCUUGCUUGAUUUUUUUUCUAUAAAUGCACCAAAAGUUAUUAGGCUAAAGUACAGUAUCUUUUGUUAUGACCCACAAGAAUUAAUCAUAAAAUAAGUAGGAACCCUGAUAUUUAACUUAGCUGUGUAAAAGACUGGUUAUUUCUCAUGUUAGCUUACAACAAUAACAUUUUUUGCUCUGAAGCUGUGUCUAUUCUUUACACACAGUGUGCUAAUGAUUAUCCAAAUAACCACCAUGCAGGACUUUUAACCCUUGGGAGUUACUAUGACUGACUUGUCUGGGCUCUAUUCAGAGUGAUAACAGCUUUCAUUCUCCUUGGUUAGAUAUCCAUAAUAGGACUACAGCCACAACUAAAAUGGAUAGCCAUCUAGCAUUUCCUUCCUUGCCAGUGACUGAGUGGCUUGUUAUUAUGUAUUUACUAAACCAGCAAUGGUAAUCUAUUUUCAUUACAUUCAAUUUAAUAAUGUAAUAUCAUUUCAUUGUGAUCUUCAUACUGGACAUUCAAUCAUUUCAGUCCCUGAGGGAACUGAACUCGUUUCAGCUCACAGAAUUUUUAUUUCCUUAUUCAAAUCCUAUAUAGCUUAGUAUUUUCUUUAUUUCAACCUAAAAGUACAUUCAUUUUUACACCAGCCACUAUUCAGUGUUGCUGUUCAGCUCUUCACUGCAUCCAUUAUGUUGUAAUAUGAACCAACACCAGACUGCUCCAGGUUAACAUUGUACCAUGUGAAUGGAGCCUAAUGCCCCUAUUUCACACAGACCACGAAUCCCACGAAUCGCCAGGAAUUGAAAAUUUCAGGAUUCGUGGUUGAA